Nomia melanderi (Alkali bee) is the source of this 1985-nucleotide messenger RNA. It is a transcript of the gene PheRS-m, whose product is annotated as Phenylalanyl-tRNA synthetase, mitochondrial. The record is from RefSeq and is a predicted model, not a curated record. Lineage: Eukaryota; Metazoa; Arthropoda; Insecta; Hymenoptera; Halictidae. Gene Ontology annotation, molecular function: tRNA binding; ATP binding; phenylalanine-tRNA ligase activity. Gene Ontology annotation, cellular component: mitochondrion; cytoplasm. Gene Ontology annotation, biological process: phenylalanyl-tRNA aminoacylation.
AUUGUUCGGUAAUCUCUUUUUGAUCCGUCAGUAUUUUAUUUUCUUGAAAUUUAUGCCGGAUUUUGCGUAAAGCGUACAUCCUACAGUACAGUAAAAAACAACAGAUCUAUAUGUAUAACUCUAUACAGUGUGCAGAAUGUAAUUUUAUGGUUAUUUUGUUAUCGACGUUAAAUGCUCUACGGUAAAGCAUCGUGAAAGAAGGAAAAUGCGAAAUGAUAAUUUAUAUCAUACCCUUUUUAUUGCACACACAAUUCACACUUACCGAUAAUUGUAUGAAUUCCAUUUCUUACUUUCUCGGAUCAAAUCCCGAUAGAGACUCAGAACUGCAUGUUUGCGACUAGCCAUUGUUUAGGGUAUAUCAUAGGUUAACCACAGACGAGAUCUCGCUUGGGAGUUAAUCAAGGCGACAUCUUACAGGAACUUGACGCACAGUUUAUGAUUUCGUUUUCUUAGGAUUUUUGUAUCGGUACAAACUUAAGAUACGCGGGUAGUAUAUGACGCGUGAAGAAUGAUAUUUUGAUAUUUGCAUCUCCUGUUUGGAAUUUAUAAGCGAAAUUUCUUGCAUAUUCUUCUUUGCAUAAUAAUUAUAUAUCGUAACAUACAGAAUCGUUUAUUACCAUUCAUAAUAAAUAUGAGUUACUGUUUCACCAUGAUAUCAAGGUUCAAAACAUGUACACAUGUCAGAUGUAGUAACGUAAACUUCUUAAUGCAUAGAGGUGUUUCUACAAAUAAGAAAAUCAGAAUAAAUAAUAAAGUAACGUUACUUGGUCAAGACUAUCCAGUAGACGAAUGGACAAAUAUCACUAAACAGAUUAUUUCCAAAGUAGGAAAAAACUUGCAUGUAACACCGUAUCAUCCAUUAUCUCAUGUUCGUCAACGCAUUGUGGAUUACUUUUAUAUGCAGUUUCAUAAUCGCAUUGGAAACGUAAUAUUUAGUGUUUACGACAAUAUGUCCCCUAUAGUUACGACAACUCAAAAUUUUGAUUCUCUUCUUGUACCAAAAGAUCAUCAGAGUAGAAGCAAAACAGAUUGCUAUUAUAUAAAUCAAGAUACUUUAUUACGAGCACAUACAACUGCGCAUCAAGUAGAGCUAAUUUCUAUGGGAUUAAAUAACUUUCUUGUCAUUGGAGAUGUUUAUCGAAGAGACGAAAUAGAUAGGGUGCAUUAUCCUGUUUUUCAUCAAGUAGAUGGUGUAAGAAUAUGUACGAAAGAAGAAGUAUUUCAAGAUACACCAAAUUUUGAGAAAUUAAUGUUGUUUGAAAACAAAGGUAUAGAAAGUAGUGAAAAGCAAAGUUACCAUACUUUGGAAUCUGUAAAAAUAAUGGAAAAUGAAUUAAAGAAUACUUUAACUGGGUUAGCACAGACUCUUUUUGGCCAAGACAUUGAAUACAAAUGGGUGAAAGAGCUUUUUCCCUUUACCCACCCUUCAUGGGAAUUAGAAAUUUAUUACAAUAAUCAGUGGCUUGAAUUAUUAGGGUGUGGAAUUAUACGCCAAGAAAUUCUACAAAAAGCAGGAGCAGGAGACCGUAUUGGAUGGGCCUUUGGUUUGGGUUUAGAAAGAUUAGCGAUGCUUUUAUACGAUAUUCCUGAUAUCAGAUUAUUUUGGAGUAACGAUACGGGCUUCUUACAUCAAUUCAAAUUUGAAGAUCCUAAUACAGUGGUAAAGUACAAGAAGGUUAGCAUUUAUCCACAUUGUAUAAAUCACAUAAGUUUUUGGUUACCCGAAGAUGGUAGUUAUUCAUCGAAUAAGUUUUAUGACCUUGUACGGGAUAUCGGUGGUGAUAGCGUUGAACAAAUCAUAUUAAACGAUACAUACGUGGAUCCUGUAACGAAGAGAUCAUCUCAUUGUUAUUCUAUAAUGUAUAGGCAUCAGAAACGUACACUUACGAAAGCAGAAGUUAAUGUUAUUCACAAUAAAAUAAGAAAAUCCGUUUCUGAGAAAUUAAAUGUCGUAGUUAGAUAAAAAAUAAAAUAUGUAAAUUCAA